This is a messenger RNA of Cokeromyces recurvatus, 1951 nucleotides long. RefSeq lists its product as uncharacterized. Gene Ontology annotation, molecular function: metal ion binding. The transcript has 2 exons. Lineage: Eukaryota; Fungi; Mucoromycota; Mucoromycetes; Mucorales; Mucoraceae. The coding region runs from base 56 to 1858 and encodes 600 amino acids. Gene Ontology annotation, cellular component: nucleus. The record is from RefSeq and is a predicted model, not a curated record.
UUUUUAUUUUUUUUUUUUUCUAUUUCAAUAUAUACACAUUCAUAUUUAUUUAAAAAUGGCGUCAAAUCAAGAAAUGCUAGAUAGAAUUGCAAAACUAAGUAAUGCAAUUGAACAACAAAAAAUGUUGACAAACAGUAUAAGAGGGAAAAGAGGAAGUUAUGUUUCUCGUAGUCGUGGUAGAGGAAGCUUCAUUCCACCUUAUAGCAAUCUUCGUGGCAGAGGCGGCAUUCCUAUUCAAAAAUCAAUGUCACCUAUCCGACAGAAUAUUUAUUAUCCUUCUAAUAAAUAUGUUAAUCCUUCAAUUUCAUUACCUUCUUCACCUAAUCGUACUUUAAUUUUAACAAAUAAUAAUAAUGUGGCUCAGCCCUCAACUCCAUUAAUAAAUCAACCAAUUCCAGAAAGUAAAAGUCAUCAUAGAAAGCUGAUUAUUAAUCAUAAAGGCACUAAUACAACAACAAACAGUACAAUGGUUAAAUCAAUCGAUCCCUUGUCCGGAAGGAAACAAGUUACUAUUAACGGAGCUGAUUUUGUAGUAAAAGGAAAGAAAUUAAUUAGAAAGGAUUUACUUGAUUCCAAUAAUAACCCAGUUCAAUCUAAUCACUUGAUCACAGCUCCAAAAGUAUUAAUUAGAAGAUCCAUAAAAAGUUUAAAGAAAAGAGAUAAAAAUAAAAAUAUGGUCUUAGGAAAAAUAGUUCCUAAACAAAUACGUCGUCAUGGUAGUAGUACAAGUAUUCAUCGUCAUAAAAAGGGUAAUAUGGUCUUUAAGCGUGGUCCUGAAGGUUAUGUACGUCAAGGUCGAACUGGUAAAUCGCUCGUCUUGAAUUCACGCACCACUACAAUAAAAAAACCUCGAUAUUGUGGAUUUUAUACAAGAUAUGGUAAAUGUCCUAAUGGCUCUCGAUGUCCAUUUUUACAUGACCCUAAUAGGCGUGCUAUAUGCCCUCGGUUUCUACAGAAUAGAUGCAAAAAGACGGCUAGUACCUGUCGAUUAUCACAUACCCCUAGUCCUCAUAUUAUGCCUCAUUGUGUACAUUUUCAAAAGGGACAUUGUACAAAUGACCCUUGUAUCUACAUGCAUGUAAAAGUGAGUUCCGAUGCUCCUGUGUGUCGAGCAUUUGCUAUGGAAGGCUAUUGUCCUAAGGGUCUUGAGUGUGAUGAAAAACAUAUUCAUGUUUGUCCAGAAUUUGCAGAAACAGGUAAAUGCUCAAAUGCAAACUGCCGGUUACCUCAUGUCGCUAGACGUACAGCAACAACAUCAACAGCAACUAAUAAUAAAGAUGGCAAGAAACAAAGCGGUAUUGUUCGUCUUAGUAGCUGGAUGAGCCCUUCUUAUUUCUAUGCCCAGAAAACAGCUAAGGCUGAAAAGAAAAAGGUGAUUGAAGAGGCAGCUGCUUCUAAAGUUUGGACACAUCCUGAUUUAAAAUCAAUGCAAGGAAAUAAACCUAUAACAAGUAAAGAUGAAAUCCGAGAAAAGGAAGAAGCAGAAGGCUUUAUUCGUUUAUUUGACGAGAGUGAUGAUGAUGAUGGUUGGUCACAAUAUGAGAUUGGAAGCGAUGUUGGUGAUUCUGAGUCUUUACGUUUCAAAGAAGAGGAAGAAGGAUCAGAUGAAGAAUUAGAAGAUGAGUUAGAGGAAGGGGAAAUAAAUGAAGAUACAGAAAAUUUAAAUAUAAUAGAUCAAAAAGAAGAUGAAGGAAUGAAGGAAACAGAUGAGGAGAGUGAAGAUGAAUUUCAGGAUGCAUUAGAGGAAUUAAUAGAUGAAGAAGAUACAGACAAUGAGGACAAUAGUGACAGUGAUAUUGAAGAAAUUUACGAAGAAGUUUCUGACAUAGAAAUGACAGAUGAUGAUAAUGACCAAUAAAAAAAUACAUAUUCACGUAUACUGCUACAGAUCCAACUUAACACAACUAUAGCACAGUAAGUGUAUUAUAUAUAUGUUAUCCUUUUUUUUUUU